Manihot esculenta (cassava) is the source of this 2994-nucleotide messenger RNA. Its product is annotated as probable protein phosphatase 2C 33. Gene Ontology annotation, biological process: protein dephosphorylation. Gene Ontology annotation, molecular function: protein serine/threonine phosphatase activity. Bases 1137 to 2627 code for a protein of 496 amino acids. The record is from RefSeq and is a predicted model, not a curated record. Lineage: Eukaryota; Viridiplantae; Streptophyta; Magnoliopsida; Malpighiales; Euphorbiaceae. The transcript has 5 exons.
UUCUCUCUCUACAAUUCUCUCUCUAAAAGUCAUUAUUAAGAGCGGUUUUUAUGCAAUUUUCUCAUUCUCUUUUCUUUUGGUGGUUCCUAUUAUUUCUCCUAUUCGAUUUCUGCUACCCUUCCCAUUUCUGGCUAUAUUAUUCACUCCCUCGCCAAAUUCUACUCUCUACCCUUUUUGUCUUUUGUCUUGGCCUCCCCGACCAUUCAACCUCUCUCAUUUGUUCUGAUUUAUUUUUCAAUUCCAUCAUUUGGAUUCUGUUUUUUGCUUCAUUCUGCAUCAAUCCAGGCUUGAUCUGGGUGAAAAUUGCUGUCUUAGGUGCUCUAGUGAAGAUUUGAAGCUCAAUUUUUGUUGGAAUUGGUGAAAGUUUUGGGAUUUGAAUUGAGGUUGGUGGCCAACAUUGUUAAACAAAUGCCUUUUGAUUUCUCGUUUUGAAGGGGAUUCUGUUGCAUGUUUGAGAUUUGGAGAAGUGUAUUUUUAUGUAAUAGAUCUGGUUUUUAUGAUAGAUAUGCCUUUUUAACUUUUAUUAUGAAUUUGUGAAUAAAAAAUUGAAAAGAGGGAGUGAAGAUUCUUAUCCAUUUUCUCUGCUUGAACACCUAAAAGGGUCAUCAAAAAGUGUCUUUUUCUUCUGUAGUAAUUAAAAAGCUUUGGCGAAUUCAUUUCCGUUUCUUGCUUCUUGGUGAAUUGCGUGAUUCAAGCGUUUCGAGGUGGCUUUUUAAGGCAAAUCUAAGCUACAGUUUGAUUUACAGGCCGUGAGUUCCAAAGGGUAUGUUGCAAUUUGCUCAUAGAUUGUUGUUUAAGAGCUUGAUGCCUGAUUGACGAACAAGUCCAAUAGCUAGGCUUUCAAUUCCAAAAGAGUUUUGCUGGAUUCGCUCUCUGAUUCCUAACCAGAGCUUGAGGGUGAAUCAGUUGGUUUAAUAGGCUGUAUAUUCGAAAGAUUUGUAUUUAUUUUCUGACAGAUUGUUGUUUGAUCAAUAUAAGGUUGAAUUUGGUUGAUUGAUCACAUCAUUGGGUUGUGACUUCAGAAGGACUUUUUAGUUCUUCACCAAUCAGUACUUACGGAUCCGUCUUCUAGAAAUAGUGGGUGCUAUUGUCCGGCUGGUCUGGAGUGCAUAUUCGAUAUUAUCAGGGCCCUCAGGAUGGGGUCCUGCUUGUCUGCAGAAAGCAGGAGCCCUCGCCCUGGUUCGCCUUCCUCUCCUGCUUUUGGGAUCAAGAAGAGGAAGAACUCGAAGAAGCGACCAGGCUCACGGAAUUCUUCUUUUGAUUACAGGAGGGAAGAGCCACUUCAUAGGAUUCCAGGGAGGUUAUUCUUGAAUGGGUCGAGCGAUAUUGCUUCACUGUUUACCCAACAAGGCAAGAAAGGGACCAAUCAGGAUGCCAUGAUUGUUUGGGAGAAUUUUGGAUCAAGAAAGGAUACAGUGUUUUGUGGAGUGUUUGAUGGCCAUGGUCCCUAUGGUCAUAUGGUUGCUAAAAGAGUGAGGGAUCACCUGCCCUUGAAACUGAAUACUCAUUGGGAAGUGAAUAUAGCCAGUGAGGAUGUUCUCAAAGAGAUUAGCCUUAAUACUGCUGGGAGCAUGAACUCUGAAGACACUGCUUUCCUUUCUGCUGAUGAAGCAUCUAGAGCUUCUGUUGAACUUGAGGACACUGAAAAGCAACCAGAAUUUUUUCAGACACUGAAAGAGUCAUUUCUCAAGGCUUUCAAAGUUAUGGACAGGGAACUCAGAGUGCACGCAAAUAUUGAUUGCUUUUGCAGUGGGACUACAGCAGUUACAUUGAUCAAGCAGGGUCAGUAUCUUGUUGUUGGUAAUGUUGGGGACUCCAGGGCUGUACUGGGUACAAGGGACAAGGAUGACUCUCUUGUUGCUGUUCAGUUGACAGUUGAUCUCAAACCAAACCUUCCAGAGGAAGCAGAAAGAAUUCGGAGGUGUAAAGGGCGCGUUUUUGCUCUUCAGGAUGAACCUGAGGUAGCUAGGGUCUGGCUACCAAACAAUGACUCUCCUGGCCUUGCCAUGGCUCGAGCUUUUGGAGAUUUUUGCCUGAAGGAUUUUGGCCUUAUUUCUGUGCCUGAUGUAUCAUUCCGGCAUCUGACUGAUAAGGAUGAGUUCAUAGUUUUGGCCACUGAUGGGAUUUGGGAUGUUCUCUCAAACAAAGAAGUGGUAGACAUUGUGGCAUCAGCCCCAGCUCGUUCUUCUGCAGCGAGAGCCUUGGUUGAAUCAGCAGUUCGAGCUUGGAGAUACAAGUACCCAACCUCCAAAGUUGAUGAUUGUGCUGUAGUUUGCCUGUUCCUCGACACGAGCAAUUUAUCCACCGCAUCAAAUGCUAAUGCAAAAGAGCAGCAGCCUACUCCAGUAGAGCAAACUGACAAUGACUGUCAGAAAGAUGAGGAUCCCUCUGGUCCAACUGGAUUGGGCCGCUCAAGUACUGUGCGGAAUGGAAAAGAUGUACUCUUAGAUGGAAGUGCAGAAGAGGAUUCAUCAAAGCAAGAAGAGAUGCUGUUGGAAUCUGGGAUAGAGUGGUCUGCACUUGAAGGAGUUUCACGCGUGAACACCCUGUUAACUUUGCCAAGGUUUGUGCCUGGAAAGGAGGAUAAGAAGGCUAAGGCUGCCAGAGAGAUGAAGGCUCGGAAAUGACGAAAGAAAGGUUUUGUUAGUCCUGGAUUUUAUUAAUUAAUUUAUAUUCUUUCUCUUUUUUCUUUUGUUUCCUUAUUUCUGUAUGGUUAAUUUUUCAACAGAAGGGGGGAAAAUUUGUAGGGCCAUUAAAUGAUAAAAUUGGACAGGAGAGGUUGGCCCAGCUAUAUUAGUGUGCCUGGGAAAUUCAUCCUUUCUUUCUCUCUCUCUCUCUCUAGUGUGGGUGGAAUUGGAAUUGGAAUUGGAAUUUUUGUAAAUCCAACUCUCCUCCGUCUAUAUUCUAUUUUGGGUGUGAUGUGUUGGUAUGUUGAUAAUAAUUUUGUGACAAUGAAGCAUCCUAAAAGUUUCAACUGUUGUGAUUUUUCUUUGA